Molecule: messenger RNA, 297 nt
Organism: Pieris macdunnoughi
Lineage: Eukaryota; Metazoa; Arthropoda; Insecta; Lepidoptera; Pieridae
Source: the annotation of a GenBank genome assembly
AUGGCGCGGGCGGCGGGGAGGCGGCGGCGCGGCGUCCGCGCGCGGAGGCUGUUGCGCUCAGAGCACCUGCGCCCGCGCUCCGUAGCGCCGCUCGCCGUGUGCUCAGUCCCCGCGCCCGCGCCUGGCCGCGCCGCCCGCAGCCCGAGCCGCCGCCCCCGGCCACGGUACGUGACCCUCCGCUGGCGCGUCGGGGUCGGUCGACUGCGCGUUCCUCACUGCACCGCGCCGCUUGACGCUUGCUGGCGUACUCGCUUAAGCAGCUCGGCCGGUUUUGUGAAUUUGCCGGGCGAGCUGUGA